Triticum turgidum subsp. durum (durum wheat) is the source of this 1260-nucleotide messenger RNA. The record is from the annotation of a GenBank genome assembly. Lineage: Eukaryota; Viridiplantae; Streptophyta; Magnoliopsida; Poales; Poaceae.
AUGGAGAAGACGAUCGGCGAGAUGCACAUCGACCCGGCGGCGGAGAUGGCGCGGUGGAAGCGGCACUCCAUCUACCGCGUGCCGGAGCGGAUCAAGAACCUGCACAACAGCAAGGCGUACCAGCCGGAGCUGGUCUCGCUGGGGCCCUUCCACCACGGCGACCCGGAGCUGCUCCCGAUGGAGGAGCACAAGCGCCGGGCCGUGGUGCACCUCGUCAAGCGCUCGGGGCGGCCGCUGCGGGAGUUCGUGGCCGCCGUGGCGGAGGUGGCGCAGCAGCUGCAGGACGCCUACAAGGACCUCGGCGACGAGUGGCGCGGCGCCGGUGAGAACCGGGACCGCUUCGUGCAGCUGAUGGUCACCGACGGGUGCUUCCUGGUGGAGGCGAUGCGGAUGGACGCGCUGCGGGGAAAGGUGCACGAGGAGUACGCGCCCAACGACCCGGUCUUCAGCAAGUACGGCUACCUCUACCUGUGGAACUACAUCCAGUCCGACAUGGUCGUCGUCGAGAACCAGCUGCCGCUCCUCCUCCUCCAGAGGCUCCUCAUUGUCCUCGAUCACCACAAAUAUCAGGUAAGAAGGUUGGUGCUUGAUUCUCUAUGUCCGUGGCGCCGACACUUGGUUGGCAUCAAUCACCUUGGGCUCCACCCUCUCGACAUCUUGUACACAAGCCUCACCCACGGCGACCAUCAAGAACGCACCGGAUCGACGGCGUAUGUCAUGCCCUCGGCGAUGGAGAUAUACGAGGCCGGAAUCCAUUUCAGGGUGAGCGAUACCGACAGCCUCCUCGACGUCCACUUCGAACGUGGCAAGCUAAGCAUGCCGGCGAUCAGGGUUGAUGACAGGACCGAGAAGAAGUUUCUGAACCUGAUGGCGUUCGAGCGGCUCCACCCCGGUGCUGGCAAUGACGUGACGGCGUACGUGAUCUUCAUGGACAACAUCAUCAGCUCGGCCAAAGACGUGGCGCUGCUGAGAUCCAAGAACAUCAUCGAGUGUGGGCUGGGCAGUGACGAGGAGGUGGCCAAGCUACUCAACAACACGCUCAACAAAGGAGUGAUGAGCCCGGCUAGCAGGCUCCACGACGUGCAGCGGCGGGUGAAGGCCCAGUGCACGAUGAGGAGGAACAAGUGGCGAGCCAAUUUCAUACAGAGGUACUUAAGGAAUCCUUGGGUGUUUAUCUCACUUGUAGCCGCCGUCGUCCUGCUUGUGGCCACUCUAUUGCAGACUGUGUAUACUGUUUUGCCCUUCUAUAAGAUUAUUUAG